AUGUUUCCUAUACUUUAUGUGGACCCCGAUACUAAGAAAGGCAUUCACUUCUUAAAAUAUCUUAUAUAUGUAGGCGGAAACAGGGGAAGAGGCCAAAUUUGUCUUGAUGGGAGCAAGAGUAAUAAUAGAGUUUAUAAUACUACAACAUCCAGUAUAGUCAGCAAAAUCCUACACAAAGAAAAGGGAGGAUACGAAAUAACCAUAACGGAUGCAUCGGGUGGACGUCAAGUGGUUGAUAGUAUCCCUCUAGGGCCAAAACUUCUUGUUACAGAAGGCGAAUCUAUCAAAUUUGAGCAACCGUUGACAAGUAAUCCUAACGUGGGCGGAUUUGGUUACGGAGAUGCAUAA
Lactuca saligna is the source of this 348-nucleotide messenger RNA. Lineage: Eukaryota; Viridiplantae; Streptophyta; Magnoliopsida; Asterales; Asteraceae. The record is from the annotation of a GenBank genome assembly.